AAAAAACUUUCUUUUUUUUUUUUUCCCUUUUGUAACAAAAAUAGUUGUAUUAAAUCCAAAAAAAAAUAAAAUAAAAAUAAAAAAGAAGAAAUGAAUAGGUUACAAAAGUUCGUACCUUUAUUGUUUUGUACUUUACUCUGUGCUAGUUUUAUUCAGGCACAAGAAAACCCUGUAGAAGAGCUUGUAGAUGCCAAUCUUCCUACUUCAUCCAAAGAGUUGGAAUUGAAUACAAAUGAAUUAGGAUCGGAUGGAGAGUUAGAGAAAUCGUUUGUGAUUUCCUUGCUCAUGAUUAUUGUGUCUGAAAUUGGCGACAAAACCUUCUUGAUUGCAGCCAUCAUGGCCAUGAAGCAUUCACGUUUAGUAGUGUUUGCAGCAGCCUUUUCUUCCUUGGCCAUCAUGUCUGUUCUUUCUGCUUUCUUGGGCCAUGUGGUACCCAACUUAAUUCCUAAACAAUACACGGAUGUUUGUGCAGCGCUCCUGUUCUUGUGUUUUGGUGUACGUAUGAUGUACGAAGCGUAUUAUAUGGACGAUAAUGAUAAUGAGGAAAUGAUGGAAGUGGAGAACGAAUUAAAGACGGUGGAGGAUCGUGAACGAGCCAAUAAGAUGGAAGAGAUGGAGGUAGGUGGAUUAGAAGCUACUAGUCAACCUGCACUUGGUACUGGAUCAAAACCUGAACGUGCCAAGGAAGGUUUGAUGAACUUGAUGCAGCUUGUCUUUUCCCCUGUCUUUGUUCAGACUUUUGUCCUUACAUUCUUGGGUGAGUGGGGUGACCGUUCUCAAAUCUCCACCAUUGCUUUAGCAGCAGCCAACAACGUGUAUUACGUAACUGCAGGUGUUGUUCUUGGACACGGUAUGUGUACUGCUGUAGCUGUGAUUGGAGGCCGUAUGUUGGCAUCCAAGAUUUCUGUUAGAACAGUUACAUUUGCUGGUUCUGUUCUUUUCCUUGUCUUUGGUGUUUUUUAUGGUUUCAAUGCUUAUAAAGGACUUCAGGAAUAAUUUUGACACACACAUAUAUAUAUAAAUACAUUAGACAACAGAUAGAACCAUACACUCUCUCUCUUUCUUUUUUUCAUACACAAAAAUAAAUAAAUAAAAAAUGAAACCCCCUUCUCUUAACCCCCCGAC
Molecule: messenger RNA, 1125 nt
Organism: Mucor mucedo
Lineage: Eukaryota; Fungi; Mucoromycota; Mucoromycetes; Mucorales; Mucoraceae
Exons: 4
Coding region: 91-996 (301 amino acids)
Biological process (GO): manganese ion transmembrane transport; Golgi calcium ion homeostasis; calcium ion transmembrane transport
Cellular component (GO): fungal-type vacuole membrane; Golgi apparatus
Molecular function (GO): manganese ion transmembrane transporter activity; calcium ion transmembrane transporter activity
Source: RefSeq, a predicted model, not a curated record